Paracoccidioides brasiliensis Pb18 is the source of this 1935-nucleotide messenger RNA. RefSeq lists its product as uncharacterized. Gene Ontology annotation, molecular function: FAD binding. The transcript has 3 exons. The coding region runs from base 1 to 1935 and encodes 644 amino acids. The record is from RefSeq and is a predicted model, not a curated record.
AUGCAAGUUUUCACAGAAGAUCACACAUUAGAGCGGAGACACACAGUCAGCCCAUCACUUGCUCAACCGCUCCCUCGACUGACUCCUUUGCCCUCUCCGACAAAGGAUAAUGCUGAGGUAUAUGAAGUGGUAAUUGUUGGUGCUGGGCCUGCGGGUCUGAUGUUAAACCUUCUGCUUGCUCGCUAUGGAUUGCCUGAUUCCUCUCGCCUCUGUAUUGACUCGAGCCCGUCGGCAUUCAAAAUUGGCCACGCUGAUGCAGUUGUGCAACGUACAAUGGAGGUUCUGAAAAGCCUAGAUUUGGCCGACGAGAUCUGGAAUCACGGCCUACGCGGCUAUGAGUUCACCAGAUGGAUCAAGGAUCCUAAUUCUCCGACAGGCUUUAUUCGACAGUUUUCGCAGUACACAACUAGGAUUAAGGCGCGAUACAAACCCGCCAUAGUUAUGAUGGCACAGGGGAGGAUUGAACGAAUACUGCGUGAUGACCUCAAGAAGUAUUCCGCAACUGGUAUUACCUGGAACAGUAGAGUUCUGGACGCCAAGAUCGAAAAUGACGAACUGCAUGACUUUCCUGUGAGAGUAACGCUUGAACAGAAUGGAGAAAAGCGGACUAUCAGGACACGGUACCUGAUUGGAGCAGACGGCGCGCAUUCAAUUGUGAGAACGUCGAUUGGCAUAAAUCAGAUUGGUAGUAUGGCUGACGAUAUUUGGGGCGUUGCUGAUAUCGUGGUUGACACUGACUUUCCCGACAUUCGAAGGCCUGUGCACUUUGCUUCUUCGAAGAACAUUGUCUCCAUCAUACCCCGCGAAAGGAAAAACGACGGAGAGUAUCUCACACGGAUAUAUGUGCCAUUUGAUGAGGAUGAUCUCAUUGAAACUGUCACCUCCGGCGCUGCGCCCCAUACUGAGGAAUACCAGCGUGCACGCAGGGCCAAGAUUACGCCAGAGCUCAUCUUAGAUCGCACAAAGGAGUUGUUUCACCCCUAUUAUAUCCGACCAAAACAAGAAAUCGAGUGGUGGGCAGCAUACCAAGUAGGGAGAAGGUACGCAGAACAGCUUGUUAAGAAAGAUGAUUCUGGGAAUUCCUGCGUUUUUCUUGUUGGAGACGCGUGCCAUACCCACUCUCCAGCCCUAGGCCAAGGGAUGAAUGUUGCCCUGAUGGAUAGCUACGAUCUGGCUUGGAAGCUAAUGUACUCAAUCAACGGUUUGACUCCGAAUCCAGAGAAAGUUCUAGACACAUUUGCCCGCGAUCGCCUCAAGAAUGCGGAGGAUCUUAUUGACAACGACCGGCUUUGGUAUGAAACCCGGUAUCAGACAGAGGCUGAGGACCGUGUCCAAUCGGAAAAUUUUAUAGAGGAUAAACUGCUGGCGUUCAUGGUGGGUACCAUUGAGUAUGACGAAGGAUUUCUGGUCGAUAAGAAACUUGGAAGCUUGGACGGAACGAUCAACAGCAGCGACUACUCAGCUGGGGUCCUGAGAGAAGGUCGCCGCCUUUCAGAUGUAACCAUUACGAGGUUUGCAGAUGGGGAUAUCAGACAUUCACAAGACGAGUUUCCCUCUGACGGGCGCUUUCGUGUGCUUGUCCUUUGUUCCGAUGAUCUUCCCGGAAACCCAGAGGGGGUCUCCGCGUCUGCCCUCCAACGCAUCUGCCAGAAUAUACUGCCCUCGUUCACCCCAAAGACAGUAGAGCUGGUGGUUUUUACCCCAUUUGGUUCUCUUUCGGUCGAGUGGACGAAUAUCCCGCCGUUUGUCAAGCAGGAAGCUGAAAUGCGGCUUCAUUAUCUCGAUCCAGAGGGAUAUGCCGUGUAUGGCGUGGACAUCAAAUCAGGUGCCAUUGCUGUGGUCCGACCCGACGGAUACGUCGGAACGAUCGCAACGUUGGACAACACCGAAAGGAUCAAUAAUUACUUGAAAAGAUGUUUGACAAAGGUUGCGUAA